GUGGAGUGGCGCAGGCGGAUGGCCAGGCUAUAAGAGACGCCGUGCUUGGGACGGGUCCCGCUCCAGCCCAAGGGGAUCUCACUACUUCAUCAAGAUGAGCAAGACCUCCCAAAUCCAGGGACCGCUCUCUGAGCUGGAGAAGGCCAUGGAUGUCAUCAUCGAUGUCUUCCACCAGUACUCAAGACAGGAGGGGGACAGAGAUACCCUGACCAAGAAGGAGCUGCAUCUCCUGAUUGAGAAGCAGCUUGCAAACUACCUGCAGCAUGUGGAAAACAAGGCCACCAUUGACGAAAUCAUGAAGGACCUCGAUAUCAACAAGAACAUGCAGAUCAGCUUCUCCGAGGCAAUGCUGCUGAUCAUCCGUGUGACCGUUGCCACCCACAAACACCUCCACGAUGUCGAGGACCAGCAGCAGCAGCAGCAGCAACACCAGCACAAACACCACCACUGAGGCAGGCUGUGGUCCCUGGCCAAAGGCACCCAUGCAGUGCCCACAGCCCCUGGCUUUCUCCCCUCCAUCCCUCUGCCCACCUCCCUCCUUUCCUUCCUACAAGUCUGAUGGUUUUGCUGCCAAAUAAAGAUUUGCCCUGAGGCUGUCAAACCUC
Egretta garzetta (little egret) is the source of this 605-nucleotide messenger RNA. Its product is annotated as protein MRP-126. Gene Ontology annotation, molecular function: calcium ion binding. The transcript is spliced from 3 exons. Lineage: Eukaryota; Metazoa; Chordata; Aves; Pelecaniformes; Ardeidae. Gene Ontology annotation, cellular component: extracellular exosome; cytoplasm. The coding region runs from base 95 to 451 and encodes 118 amino acids. Gene Ontology annotation, biological process: endothelial cell migration. The record is from RefSeq and is a predicted model, not a curated record.